UUGUAGUGGUUGCUGGUCGGUGUCCGCUCUUCAUCGUGUUUUUCGGUGAAAUAUUUGUUGAAAAUUGCGAUGGGCGACGAAAGUUUACAUUUACCGGACGACAAUUUAGAAUAUUACAUAGUGACAUUAUUUGAAAAGAUUGACGCGCUUAGAAAUGAGACCGUAUACAUGACUCCGAAAUUUUGGAAAAUUUCGUUUCGAAAUGAAUUGCGUUCAUUAGAAUUUUGGCGGUGUGUUAUUUGUGAAUGUAUUGCAUCGUUUUGUUAUGUUUUUAUUGUUUGCGGAGCUACAGCAAGUGCCGGUGUCGGUGCUUCCGAGGCUUCCGUUCUCUUCGCAACAGCUUUGGCUGCGGGGCUCUCGAUGUGCACUUUGACACAAUGCUUCGCUCAUAUAAGCGGGGCCCACAUUAAUCCGGCGAUUACGGUGGCACUGACCAUUACCAAAAAUAUUACGUUCAUCCGCGCCGUUAUGUUUAUCAUCGCUCAAUGCGGAGGUGGAAUUGCGGGAGCUGCUUUUUUAUACGGGAUGACUAUACCAGGCUACCAAACCAAUUUAUCAAUCGCAUUAAUGCAUACUAGCAAUAUUGUGACAUGGGAAAGAUUUGUUGUGGAGCUAAUCCUAACGUUUAUAGUGGUUCUUACCUACCUGAUGACCAUGGAUACUUACACCAAGUGGUUGGGAAGCUCAUCCCUAACUAUUGGAGCCUCCUAUGCAGCAUGUACAUUAGUUUCGAUGCCAUACCUAAACCCCGCAAGAUCUCUGGGACCAUCGUUUGUGUUGAGUAAAUGGGAAAACCAUUGGGUGCACUGGAUUGGUCCAUUAGCAGGUGGAUUGAUUUCAGGGGUCAUCUAUAGAUUUGUUCUAAAUCCUCGAAGACGAAAGUGUUGUAAAGACUCGGCCGAUGGUGAUUCCUCCAGCAUACAAUCGGACGAAGAUCCUUAUGAUGAUUUAGAAAAACCUGCACCUAACAAGUAUAGCAGCUACAGGCAGACCGGAAACACAGUUGUAACAUCGGGAUCGGGCUACUGUCCUAGUUUGAUGUCUGCCAGCUUAUACUCGGCUCCACUGUGCAAGUUGGAGCGAGUGGAGUCUCUUUAUGGUGGUACAAAAUCACUGUACUGCAAGUCACCCCCCUUGACACGUGCAAAUUUGAAUCGUUCUCAAUCUGUCUACACCAAAUCAAACAAUGGUGCGACUAGGGACACAUUACCAAGACCGGGUCCUUUAGUACCCGCCCAAUCUUUGUAUCCCAUGCGUCUUAGCCAGCAACAAAAUCACACUCAGAACCAAAACGUGCAAAACCAAAUGCAACAGCGAUCAGAGACGACUUUUACUGGUCGUCCAAUGCAAACAAUAGGCGCAACAUCACGUCCAGACGUUUACGGUACUGUGAGCAACACUGGCCGAAAUAAUUCCUCUGACGCGGAAAAUACCAAAUACGAAGAUAACACAAAGAUUGCCCGAAACCGACCAGAAUCAAUGUACGGAAUGCCAACAAACCUUUCUCGCCAUCCUCCCACAGAUGACUCCAUGUAUAAUAGCUAUUAUGGUUCUACAAAGAGAAGUAAUACUACUAGCACUGUUGCAUACCACAAUACUGCAGCCAACGCUUCGUCAAAAACUUCCACUGUCAAUGGCUACGGCGCUACCGCGAAACCGGCUGCGUCAACUUCUACUUCUUUUCAUCAUUCAAUUUCACAACAUUCCCCAUCUUCGCAGUACUAAACAUGUUUAUGCAAUCGCGCGUUGUUUAUUUAAGAUAGUUUAGGUAGCUAAGUAUGCUCAAUUUGGAAUAGUUUUAAUUUUUAUAUAUGUCGUUCCUUUAUCUUCAUGAACAUGGUAGGUUAGUGUUCUGAUCUAUGUAUAAGCAAAUAAUUCCAACAUACACUUUCUCCAGAGUCUUCAGAAGUAGGUGAAUAUGAGAUACUUUUGAGCAAGGUAUUUUUGGACUUUUGGAUCUAAUGUUGGCUAGUUCUGUACAAAUUUGAACAGCGUGUAGAUAAAGUACUAGUAGUAACAAGCAAAAUGAUUUCAGUAAGUAGGUAAUUAUGGUGAUUGACACCACGUAAAUAUUCUCAUUGUAAACAGUAUUCCUUAAUUAUUUAUUUAAUUGUUAGUAGGUACCAAAGAACUCUACCGAUAGGUACUUAAGAUUCCUAUUAUAACUAACGACGUCGUACGUCAGUAAUAAAUUGCAAGCAGUGUAGAGAUAAUACCAAUUCGAGCAGCACUUAACUUAGAGCUGCUUACAGUGAUCGUUCUGUAGUAGGUAUGAUUGUAAUACUAUCGUUUUGAUGGGAAUUCUUUAUUCACUGUUAUUCAUUGUAUGGCAAAGGUGUGAUUGAAAUGUACAUUAAUUCGUAAUUUAUUGUUAAUCUUAUUAGAAGUGUAUAUAGAUUUACAAUGUAACUUUUCUCUUAAUCAUCACUAUU
Molecule: messenger RNA, 2432 nt
Organism: Photinus pyralis (common eastern firefly)
Lineage: Eukaryota; Metazoa; Arthropoda; Insecta; Coleoptera; Lampyridae
Gene: bib
Product: neurogenic protein big brain
Exons: 4
Coding region: 70-1725 (551 amino acids)
Biological process (GO): transmembrane transport
Cellular component (GO): plasma membrane
Molecular function (GO): water channel activity
Source: RefSeq, a predicted model, not a curated record